UUGACAUUUAUGAACAAAAUAAAUACAAAGCAUCAACAAGACAUAAAUCACUAAACUGCUUGAGGGUGCGGACUAGAGUAUUGAUUUUAUUUGGCAAAUAAAUUGUCAAUGCCUUUUUAAGGCGUUGCCUGAAGUCACUAUAGUCCUUCAAGAACGCCUGCCUCAUAGCGAGACUAUUUUAAUAGACUCUUAAAGCUGACUAAACAAGGAAAUAUUAUUUAAAAUAACAAUUUUGGUAUAUUAAAAACUGAGCAGUCGUUCCAAGUUAAUCAUUUAAUCAAAAUAAAUACAACAAAAGGCUUAAACUCAUCAUGGGAGAGCGUGUGGAAGAUUACAAGCCCGGUGAUGUACCAUUGGAGGAGACCGAGGAUCGCCGAUUGUUCUGUAAAUUCCACUACAAAGGAGUCCUCACUCUUCUCUUACCCAUAGCAUUGGCUCCCAUUUUGCUUGGACAGCCAGUGAUGGCUUGUCGUUUUAUAUACAUGACAGUAUGCUUGUAUUUAUUUUUUAUCCUUAAUCUAAUGUCCAGAGGCGCUGUUGCCUUUGCCUACGUUGUACUUGCACCCAUAGCGGGCAUUACGGACUCGGCUAAAGUAUGCACCGCCUACUAUACGGAUCUGAUCCUCCUGAUUUAUGGCUGCUCCUUCAUGGCCAUCAUGGUGCAAGUCUCGAGGCUUCACGAGCACCUGGCCUUCAUUGUCAUCCGCUUUGUCGGCAGCAACAUAAAAACACUUCAGCUAUUUUUAGUCGCCGUAGUUUUUUUCCUUGCCUUCUUCGCAAACCCCACGGCAUCUGCCGCUUUUGGGAUUAAAGUGGCCCAAGCCGUGAUGGUGGAAUAUUCAAAUAGCGGCAUUUUGAAGAUGUACUCUGAAGAAAAGCGCUUCGAGCCAGGAAGUGCAGAGUAUCCAACGUUUCCCGUGAUCGGAAUCUACUUGAGCCUCUGCUAUACCGCCACCCUGGCUGGAGCAGUGUCUCCCUUCGUCAAUCCCAAUGGCUCUCUUGUUGACGCUUUCGCUGAGAAGCUAAAAAUUGAACACGUCAUGUUGAUCAUGGCAGGGCCGGUGUUUCUGUGUCUUUGUGUCACAAUUCUUUGGAUUCAAAUCGUGUUCCUCGGCCUUCUAGGAGGCAGUGUUAAGCGCCAGCUAAAUGAAUUGGCUGCCAACCAGAAUGGUUUCGAACAGGCCAUUAAGGACAGGAAAGAGGCCCUGGGCCCCUGGAAUAUCUAUUGCAAAUUGUCUCUCGCCAUGAUCCUGCUUACAUUCAUAGUAAUGCACACUAGAAAGCCACGUAUCUACCCUGGUUGGGAUGAUAUAUCGCCGGAUAUCUGGAGCGGUCUCUCGGUCCAGUCACUGGGCCUCAUUAUCUUUUUCACUGCAAUCCCGGCAAACUAUAUGUUCUGCAGAUAUUACGCCUGCCGACAGCCGGAAAGCCCGGGAACGGCUCCGUCACUCCUUCCCUGGAAGGCCAUCAACAAGUUCACCCCGUGGGGUGAUAUCCUACUGCUAGGAGCCUCCGUCUGCUGUGUCUUCUGUGCCAAAGAGAGUGGCUUAUAUAAGGCUAUUGCCGACGCCAUAUCCGAGCCCAAGCCGGGCGGCUUCCUCCAGUUUCUGUAUGGCGCCUGCUAUGGAACCCUGUUCACGAUUCUCUCUCCGGCGACCACUUUGUGUAAGAUAGCCCUUCCUGUGAUGACCAGUGCUGGUAACAACUUUGCCCUGCCCUUUGCCACCGCACUGCACAACCAGUUUCUGCUGCCCACCAGUGCACCGGCCAACACGAUCGUCGCCGGCUUUGGGAAUGUCAGGCCCUUUCUGUUUUUAUUAGCUGGCAUAGUUCCCACGAUAUUCAUGAUGAUUAUGAUAACCGCCUUCACCUGGAUUUUCUUUGAUUCGGCGCUGCCACAAAAUGAUUGAGAAAAGCUCAUUUGGAUUCAUUCCAUCUUGUCUUUUAAAUAUCAUUUCUAAAUAUCUUCAUAAAUUUAAAUAUCAGUGAGCUUCAUCAAAAAUUUAUAAUAAUUAGUAAAAUUUGCUAAGUCUAAAAUGUAAAUUGUAUUUUUAAAGUAAAACUGUCAUAUUUUAUCAUUGAAAA
Molecule: messenger RNA, 2085 nt
Organism: Drosophila kikkawai
Lineage: Eukaryota; Metazoa; Arthropoda; Insecta; Diptera; Drosophilidae
Product: protein I'm not dead yet-like
Biological process (GO): citrate transport; transmembrane transport
Cellular component (GO): membrane
Molecular function (GO): succinate transmembrane transporter activity; citrate transmembrane transporter activity
Source: RefSeq, a predicted model, not a curated record